Molecule: messenger RNA, 1129 nt
Organism: Cucumis sativus (cucumber)
Lineage: Eukaryota; Viridiplantae; Streptophyta; Magnoliopsida; Cucurbitales; Cucurbitaceae
Product: glucuronoxylan 4-O-methyltransferase 1
Exons: 1
Coding region: 126-995 (289 amino acids)
Biological process (GO): xylan biosynthetic process
Source: RefSeq, a predicted model, not a curated record
CAAUUUCUCUCUUCCACUCUAAGCUAUACAUAUUCAAAAAUUAAAAAAAUGGCCUUUAAAUUUCCAUAUCCCAAAUCUCAAAUCUCUUUACUUCUUCAACAACAAAAGGAAAAAUAAUAAUAAGAAUGAGGCAAAAAACAUACCCCAUCCAUCAAUUUCUCAACCUCAAAACCCUCCUCUUAGUUCUAUUUCUUUCAUUUGUUCUCAUCUUCCUCUUCAAAUCUAACAUUCUUGACUCACCCACACAAAACCCAUCUCCAAAGUUACAAUCUUUUUCACAAAAGUUAACUCAUUGCUCCUCCCCAUCUUUUUGCAACAAAAUCCCUCCCUCAUUUUCCCACGCUCUCAUCCAUUACUCCACCUCCUCCAUAACCCCACAACAAACAUUCAAAGAAAUCUCCGUCGCCGCUGCCGUCCUCCUCAACCGAUCCCCAUGCAACUUCCUUGUCUUCGGCCUCGGCCACGACAGCCUCAUGUGGGCCACUCUCAACCACGGUGGUCGGACAUUAUUCCUUGAAGAAGACAAAUCAUGGAUCCAACAAAUAAGUCGUCGUUUUCCGAUGCUUGAGUCUCGUCACGUUAUAUAUGAUAGCAAGGUCCAUCAGGCCGACGGUUUGAUGGAUGUCGGGAAGGGGCCAGAGUGUACUGCAGUCGGAGACCCGAAAUACUCAGUUUGCCCGUUGGCGAUUAAAGGUUUGCCGGAGGAAGUGUAUGAGGUGAAAUGGGAUUUGAUUAUGGUGGACGCGCCAACGGGGUUCCACGACGAGGCGCCGGGGAGGAUGACGGCGAUUUAUACGGCAGGGAUGAUGGCGAGGAAUAGAGAGGAAGGAGGAAGUACGGACGUGUUUGUGCAUGAUGUGAAUAGAGAAGUGGAAGAUAAGUUCUCAAUGGAGUUUUUAUGCGAAGGUUAUAUGGUUAAACAAGAAGGGAGACUGAGACAUUUUACCAUUCCUUCUCAUAAGGAUGAUUUAGAUAAACCCUUUUGCCCUUUCUAAAUAAUAUAUAUAUAUUUUUGAGUUCAACUAGAUUCAAACUUUUCACUUCCGAGUAGAUAAUAUAUAUGUGGGUUUUUUCUGCUAAUUUCCAAUGACUGAAGCUCUAGAAACAAUAAAAAUUAACUAAUUAACAA